Messenger RNA from Cladophialophora immunda, 948 nucleotides. RefSeq lists its product as uncharacterized. The record is from RefSeq and is a predicted model, not a curated record. Lineage: Eukaryota; Fungi; Ascomycota; Eurotiomycetes; Chaetothyriales; Herpotrichiellaceae. Gene Ontology annotation, cellular component: membrane. The transcript has 5 exons. The coding region runs from base 1 to 948 and encodes 315 amino acids.
AUGAGUGCCCCUCCAUCACCCAAAGAUCGGUUUGACAUUGCAUCCCAACAUGCAGCUCUAAUUCGAGCUCUCCUCUCGCACCCAUCUAUGUAUCUUACCUCUGAGGGUCUUCCCGACCGUGCCAAAACCCACCCGACUCUCUUCAACGUGACAGAUUUCGAAUUGAGAACCUACAAGGACUACCUCCUCCCUAUACUGCCUCCAAGCGCCGAGAAGAUAUCGCAAGCUCUGGCCAUUCGGCAAGUAGAAGUCGAGAAAGAAAUCCCAGAGCUGAUGAGCGAUGAUAUGUAUCCACGCAUGACAGUAGGCGGGUUCACGGAAAAAUGGGUGGAUGCGAUAGGGCGUGGAGUGAUGAUCACGGACAUCAUUCUCAACACGGGCAGACAGAUACUGUUUGGCGGGUCGUUUGAUUUUGGGGAUGAGGUUAAGGAGAAGGCCAGGGCAAUGGAAAUCGUGUCUAUGGGCCUGCGGGUCUGCGAGCUCGCUUUCGCCGGUGUUGUUGCGGGCAUCGUCGGCUCCUACCUAAAUGACUACCGCCACGGCAACGGUUGGCCUCUCGCGCGCUUCAUCUAUAUCGAGAUUGUAGCUGGGAUAUCUCUUCUUCUCGGUCUUCUCUGGUUGCUACCGUUCGCAGCCGGCUUCUUUCACUGGCCUAUGGAUACCUUCCUCUCCUUUGCCUGGUUCGCCUCUUUCGGGCUCCUCGUCGAAUGGGCGAACGGCACCAGCUGUGAUGGAGAUACGUUCGACUGGAACCAAAUCAGCUUUCAUGGGUUCUGCGGUCGCUAUCGAUCUGCUGAGGCGUUCUCUUUCCUGUCUGCCAUCAUGUGGAUCUUGAGCGCCCUGGUGGGCAUCUGGUUUGUCCAUCGCGAGAGGCGCAAGGCUGUCGCGGCUGCUCCCGCGGAAGGACCAUAUGUACGCCGCCGCUGGUACCGGCGCAGUCGCGUCUAG